ACCAGAGAGGACCAAUUGGUACUGUUCACUCUGUAGCUAUUACAAUUCGAUAAAAUUGAUUAAUAGCUUAACUCUAGUGAUUGCUCAUCAACAUUCUUAUGGCGUAGGAUUUAAAUGGGGAUACCAGCAGAUCAGACGACAGCUGGAACAGCAUUGCGUCUUCAAAUACGUCUACAGGUUCAAGUUUGACAAAGAAGAAAUCUCAAAAGACUAGAAGUGCUCAUUUCUAUUGGGUUACUAGGGAACCCGGAUCGUUUGAAUGGUUUAAAGGAGUCAUGGAUCAAAUUUCAGAAAUGGAUCACAAAGGCCAGAUUGAGCUGCACAACUACCUUACAAGUGUUUAUGAAGAGGGGGAUGCAAGGUCAACCUUGAUCACCAUGGUUCAAGCUCUCACCCAUGCCAAGCAUGGUAUUGACAUCUUAUCUGGAACGAGAGUAAGGACACACUUUGCGAGGCCCAAUUGGAGAGAAGUGUUCACUAAAAUAGCAUCAAAGCAUCCCUGUGCUACAAUAGGUAAAGAUGAUUUGAGUUAAAAAGGAGAGAGAGAAGUAGAGUUGUAGGUUCAAUGAAUACAUGUUCAAGGCAGUUUAACAAAUUCUAGGCAGGAAGCAUCUAAGAAUUGUCAAAUAUAGAAAUUGUUUUAACAGGACAAGGAAUUGUUAAAUUGCAGGAGUUUUCUACUGUGGGAUGCCAGUGUUGGCCAAGGAGUUGAAGAAACUAUCACAGGAGAUGAGUCGCAAGACGUCCACGCGCUUCCAGUUCCACAAGGAGUAUUUCUGACAUCAUUUAAAUGUAAAACUCCAAUUUUUACUUGUGUAAUGAAUCAAAUGAGAAAUGUAUUUGUGUAUUCCUGAAUGUAGCUCAGCCAGGUGUGUAUAUAUAUUUAUAUACAAUUGCUAUAGUAAUGUUGUUCAACACACAAGAUCAUUUUUUUCAUUAAACAAUACAGAACAAGUUACCGGUUUUGGUUUGGUUUGGGUUGACCGAUAAUAUCCAGAUAAUUUAUACGACUUCCAUGUGUAGGUGAGUUGAUAGAAGAGAACAGCUGUUGCAAUAUUCUGUUUUUUCAAGAGUUUAACGUCAGACAACAUGAGCUAAUUGA
Molecule: messenger RNA, 1102 nt
Organism: Pistacia vera
Lineage: Eukaryota; Viridiplantae; Streptophyta; Magnoliopsida; Sapindales; Anacardiaceae
Product: respiratory burst oxidase homolog protein E-like
Exons: 3
Coding region: 276-533 (85 amino acids)
Cellular component (GO): plasma membrane
Molecular function (GO): NAD(P)H oxidase H2O2-forming activity
Source: RefSeq, a predicted model, not a curated record